UCACGGUCGUAUGGCCCACAAAGCGGCGAGGAGAGGAACAGGAAAGGAGGAGAAAGGGUGUGGCAAUGGCGGAAGAGGGCAAGCCCGACGCCCAGCUGUUCCAGCUUCUCUCCACGCUCCUCGAACAGGUCGAGACUUUGAGCAACCAAGAAGAAGUUGAACUCCGAGCCAAGAUAGAAGCACUUGGAUUAGAAGUCACCAAGGUCCCUCCUAAACCAUCUAAGCAUCUCGAUGAGCUUGAAAUAGCUGAGGAGUUGGAUAAGCUCUCGGCGAAGCUCGAUGAAGUUGACCAGAUGAUAUCCUCAGCUAUGGCUGCAGAUCCUCAGGUGCAGUCUCUCUUGAGCAGCACCGCUGAUGUUUGGAUGCCGGUCAUCACCGCAAAUGCCGAUGAAAGGCGAGCUUUCACUGUUACAGAUGGUGAGAGCAGUCAUGAAGAGCAACCGGUUCUUCCCAGCCAAUGAGUCUGCUAUCGCAUUAACCGCUUUAAUUGUCCAUCAUGAGCCCUAGGAAUAAAUUUAUUUGUUGCUGCUUUAUGCUAUGACAAUAAGCAUAUUUUUUUCUCUGUUUGUUGAACAAAUGGCUUUGAACUUAUAAAUACUAUCAGUUUAUAGAUCAAAUCAAUAUACUA
This is a messenger RNA of Musa acuminata subsp. malaccensis (wild Malaysian banana), 628 nucleotides long. RefSeq lists its product as uncharacterized. The record is from RefSeq and is a predicted model, not a curated record. Lineage: Eukaryota; Viridiplantae; Streptophyta; Magnoliopsida; Zingiberales; Musaceae.